Hyaloscypha bicolor E is the source of this 2250-nucleotide messenger RNA. RefSeq lists its product as uncharacterized. Lineage: Eukaryota; Fungi; Ascomycota; Leotiomycetes; Helotiales; Hyaloscyphaceae. The transcript has a single exon. The record is from RefSeq and is a predicted model, not a curated record. The coding region runs from base 1 to 2250 and encodes 749 amino acids.
AUGGCAACAUGGGGCGCAUACUUCAGCUCCUACGUGAAGAAGACGAGCAAUCCAAAGCAAGUCGAACUGGAGGAGCUUAAUGAGAAGGAAUUGUUAUCUCAAUCAAGCAACGGACCGAAGCGUAUUGAGUCAGGCAGCUCCCAGAAAAGUGUAAAAAAGCUUUAUGAUCUUGCAGAGGAGCCGCAGAGUCAUCAGCCAAAAAGGUCAGCUUCGAACGCUGCGAGGGUUGCGAAGAUGUUCGGGUAUGGCACACCAGCACCAGAGGCGGAGGUGAAGGUUGAACCUGUUGCGCCGAUGGCGACAUGGACGAAGAUUGAACCAGUUGCUCCGCUGUCGUUCACAAAGAUCGAUACCACGCCGGCACUAGCACCGGCGCCGGCUGCGGUGCUCCCUUCCUUCAUGGAAAGAUUCGAAAGCACAGCGACACCCGUGAUAGCACCGCCAGCGCCGAAGGAAGUUGAAAGUAAACCUCUCCCGGCGGCUCCAGCGGCCAAGAAAAACGCAAAAGCACUUCCAACGGCUCCGGUAAAAUCAAAGUCCAAACAAGAUGUCUUUGCCAUGCUCGAUGACUUCGCAAGCUUCGCAGAUAACCCAGACGCCAUCCAAAUCUUGCCCGACCUACCGGCGAAGAAGCCAGUCGUCGCAGAGCUCAGACUGGAAACGAAAAAUAUUGUUACUCAGAACACGAGGGAGGAUUACCGACCAGCGCCUGCGAGGAAAGAUUCCUUCUGGAGCGAAACAGAAAGUCCAGCCUCCUACCGCUCCUCCAGAAAAGGGUCAUUCCAAAGCCAAAUGAGCCAAACCGAAACUCCUGCUUCGCCACUCUCAUCUAACUCGUUCAGAAAAAACCCUUUCCAAAGCCAGCUUUCUCCCUUGCUCUCACGUCCAAAACUAGUGGUUGCCAAGAACGCCUCACUUGAGCCAUCUGAGGAUUUCCGAAGCCGUAUGGAGGAAUUUGAGCGGCAAUCAGAGGAAUUGAAACGUGAGCAGAAAAGACGGGACGAGGAGAGGGAGCAGAUUCUUAAGUAUGAGAGGAUGCAGGAUCAGAUGCGGUAUGAAAGGGAGAAGAUGGAGAUUGAGAGGGAGGAGAUGAUGGAGGAGCAGAGAAAAUUCGAGCAAGAAGCGGCGAGGAUUGCUCAGGAGGAGAAGCAGAUGGAGCAAUUUAUGAAGAGUUUAAAAGUGGAGAUGGAGAGGGAUAGGGAGAAUGAAGAGAGGAAGCGUAGGGUUGCUGAGGAGGCUGAACGAGACAAGCUGAGAGCUCUUGAGGCCCAGGAGCGAGAGCAGGCUAAGAUUGAAGCCGAAGAGAGGGAGUUGAGAGAGCAAGAAGCGAGGCUUGCACAGCGCCAAAGAGAAGCCGAAGAGAAGGAGCGAAAACUGCUGCUGAAAGAUGAGCGAUUAGCUCAAGAGGAAGCUGAUCGUUUGACUGCUUUGGCGCUUCGGGAAGCUAAGGAAGAAGACCGCCGAAGAAACGAAUAUGAGGAGGAAAUGGAAGCGGAUCGACGGAGAUUCGAGGUGGAACAAGAGGAAGAGGAGCGACGCAGAGCCAAUGACGAGGAAUUUGAGAGGCAACGCCAACGUCGAUUUAUAGCCGAGCGAGCAGAGCGCGAGAGAUUGGAGCAAGAACGAGAAGAACAAGAGAGAUUCGAGCAACAAGAGGCCGAAAUGGAGCGUCAACGUGCGAGAGAUGAGAGAAUUGAAACACAGAGACGAGUGGCGGAGGAGAGAGUACAACGAGCUCAGUUUGAGGAGAAUGAGUCUAGGCGCCGCGAUCAAGAGAAUGUAGAUCGAAGAUUCGAUCAACAGGGAGAAGAGUCUGAUGACGACAGACCGCUCACCAAGGAGCAAGAGAUGGAGAAAGCCGAAGAAAAGAUCCGUCAAGCUUUCGCUGGCCUUGCCAAGGAGAAGGACCAAAAUGCCCAACCAGUCCAGAGAUCAAAUACCGUUGCAAUCCAGAUGCCGAGACCAAUUGCGCCUGUCAAGAAUUAUUCCAGAGGCAUAAUACCAGCUGGGGGAGAAUCGAGGGUAAACAAAGGGGAGCCAGAGCAACAAAACGCAGAUAGGGUUUUGGGUAGGAAUAACACAGUUGCGGCCUUUGGAGCAAAGCCUGGGCCAGCGAAGAAGCCUGGAGUUUUGCAGAAGCCUCCUAGGGCACCAGGUGGAAGUCUGGGAAAUAUUGGUUUGCCGGGUGGUCCGAGGUCUGGUUUACCUUCAGGACCGGGGCCAAAGAGAAACCUAACAACGCGGAGAUGA